Dunckerocampus dactyliophorus (ringed pipefish) is the source of this 3487-nucleotide messenger RNA. It is a transcript of the gene sncaip, whose product is annotated as synuclein, alpha interacting protein. Bases 215 to 3100 code for a protein of 961 amino acids. Lineage: Eukaryota; Metazoa; Chordata; Actinopteri; Syngnathiformes; Syngnathidae. The record is from RefSeq and is a predicted model, not a curated record. The transcript has 10 exons. Gene Ontology annotation, molecular function: ubiquitin protein ligase binding.
AGUCGACGACGUUAGCAAGUGAAAGUUUGCUGUGAUGGAAAUGCGCUCAGAGUGAGUCCUCACGCUGUUUUCCUCCUCUGUGCAGUCCAUAUGUCAAAGUCUUUGUGCCGUUAGCAUUUUAGCAUCAAGCGAGGGAAAAAACACAGCUAGCAGCUCUGCUAGCAACCGGUCCCCACCGCCUGACUCCUGCAAGUGAGCUGGAUGAUGUGUGCUGAUGGAGAUGGAGGCUCCUGAGUAUUUGGACCUGGAUGAGAUCGACUUCUCUGAUGAUGCCGUGUAUUCUGUCAGCUCCCUGAAGAACAUUCCGGAAUUAUCCAGGAGGAAUGAUGCUCAGACCGAGGAGAGACCUGCUCCGCCCUCCAUCGGCUGGAGUCGUGGGGUGUCCUCCCACGGGGUGGGAGGGGGGAUGAAACCCACGGGUCUGGCUGAGGUCCACAGCAAGUUCCGUCCGGUCAAGCGGGUCUCGCCUCUCAAACACCAGCCCGAGACGCACGAGUCGGACCCGGACGGGAAGGUCUCGGGCCAAGAGGCUGGUGCCGGGGAGGCGGCUAAAGACAAGCCUCCCCCUACCCCCGCCUCCUCGUGCGAGGGCGUGGGAGGCAAGGUGAAGGUCAUGGAGGGAGGUACGGGGGGAGCGGGAGGAGCGGUGUUUGGGGAUCUGGAGCACUAUGACCUGGACAUGGAUGAGAUCCUGGACGUCCCGUACAUCAAGUCCAGCCAGCACUCGUCCACGCUGCCUCGCCCCCCUCCCGCACGGAGCAUCCUGCCAGGAGGAACCCUGGAGAGGAACCACCGAGCCAAGAACUCCUCUUUGGCGCACGGCGAGCCCUCCGCCGCCUCCCAGACCCCGUUGUGUCUUCUGUCUCCUCACCUGAGGAAGUCUAAGUCCAUGGACCCCGACGUCCUCCACCGCCCACCAGGAGCCUACCAGCAGGAUGCUCUCUCCUCCUCACUACUCAGCUGUUCCUCCUCCCUCUCCUCCUUCUCUGAUGGGGACAAGCUGCUGUCUGCCCGGGGCUACCCGGAGGCUCAGAACCAGAGGGCCGGCUUGGAGCCUCUGGGGGGCGCCACGCUGACUUUCCCCCUCCUGGGGGGCGGCUCGGCCAGGCAGGAAGGCCCCAAGCCUCGGCCCCCUGCCCCGGGAGGAGUGGGAGGAGGAGCGAGGGUCUUCAGCGGAGUGGCGGACGUGGACGAGGAGAGCAAGAAGAAGCAGAACAUCAUCAACAUCGUGAGGGAGGGCCAGAUCUCUCUCCUGCCUCACCUGGCCGCCGACAACCUGGCGCUGAUCCGAGACCAGGACGGGAACAACCUGCUGCACGUGUCUGCCUCGCAAGGUCACGCCGAGUGCCUGCAGCACCUCACCUCCCUCAUGGGCGAGGACGGCCUCAAUGAGCGCAACGCUCAGCAGCUCACGCCCGCCGGCCUCGGCGUCAAGAACGGACACCUGGAGUGUGUGAGGUGGAUGGUGAGCGAGACGGAGGCCAUCGCGGAGCUCAGCUGCACCAGAGAACAUCCCAGCCUCAUCCACUACGCCGCACGCUACGGACAGGUCUCUCACUUCCUGUCACUUCCUGUCAGCUCUCCGCUAACAACGUGUGUGCGUGUAGGAGAAGGUGCUGCUGUGGUUGCUGCAGUUCAUGCAGGAGCAGGCCAUCUCUCUGGACGAGGUGGACCACAACGGGAACACGGGCGUGCACGUGGCAGCACAGUAUGGUCACCUGACAUGCAUCCAGGUACACAGGUGUACACGGUGGGGUCACCUGACAUGUCUUUAUCACCGCCGUCUCUUCCUUUCUCUCAUUUCUUCUCCAUCCUUUCCCCCCUUUGCUUAUUCUCUCUCUUCCUCAUUUUUCUUCCUCUCUUUCGCCGCCUUUUUUCAUAUUCUUCUUCUCAUUCUCUUCUUUCUUUUUCCUUGUCGUCCUCCAUGAUGCUUCCACUGACUUUCAUGUAUGAUGUUGAAGUGUGUGGAGUGUUUAUUGGACACACGUGCGUGCGUGCGUGCGUGCAGACCUUGGUGGAGUAUGGCUCCAACGUGACGGUGCACAACCAGCAAGGGGAGCGUCCCUCUCAGGUGGCGGAGCGUCAAGGUCACAGCACGUGCGCCCGCUACCUGGUGGUGGUGGAGACGUGCAUGUCGCUCGCCUCGCAGGUCGUCAAACUCACCAAGCAGCUCAGCGAGCAGGCAGCAGAGAAGGUGAUGCUACAGAAACAACUACACAGACUGGACAAGUCACAUGGAGCACCAACCAGCGUGCAUCAGCCCCCCGGGGAGGCGUGGCCAGAGAUGACGCCAACGGCCGAGGGUACGCCCGCCGACGGCCACUGGCAGCUGUGUCAUGGAGGGGCUGGGCCGGACUCUGCGCCGCGUCAGAUGAUGGGGAAGGAGGCGCCCGAAUGCUCCAGGCUUCUUCUGGCGGGGGGGGCCGGCAGGGACGGCUCCCGUCGGAGCGCCCUGGCGGAGAAGCGGGAGCUGAAGCUGGCCCGACUCAAGCAGAUCAUGCAGCGCUCGCUCAGCGAGUCCGACUGCGACGCUUACCCGCCGGAAGAGGGUAAAAAACACCUAGCCCCACCCACUCACCCCCCGCGACCCGAUAGGCCGAGCCAGCUGCCAAUCGCAGACGAGGAGCCUGCGUCAAAGCACCUGCAGCUCAUGAUGAGGAAGCACCUCCCCUCCUCUGCGGACAAGAAGAGCACCUUUAGCCCCUCCCCCACCUCCAGCGACCCCGAGGUCACAGACGCCAGGACGCCAGACACCCCGGGCGAGGCAGAUGGCGGCCCCAAAGUGGCCACCAGCCCCAAAAGUGCCCUGAAGUCGCCGUCGUCCCGCCGGAAGACGUCCCACAACCUGAAACUGAGGGUGACGUUUGACGAGCACGUGCAUCAGAGCCAGGAGGCGGAGCCUAGCAGAGGGAAGGAGAGGUCGCCCGCAGGAAGCUCGGAGAGCAAGCGCCCCUUCGGGACCUUCCGCUCCAUCAUGGAGAGUCUGAGCGGGAACGCCAACCACAACAACAGCAACUCUCCCGCCAAGAGGGCAGAGCCUCGGGCCGGCCCAGCGGGGGGCGGUGCCGCCAAGGCCAAGACCAGAAGCGGUAACGUUUGAGCCCCUGUGGUCACGUGACCCGUCGCUAUAGCAACGCCCGCGAGGCCUCAUAUUUAUGCACAACGACUUUAUUUGUAUUUAAAUGAGCACACUUUGGAACGAGGCUGUCAUGUGACCUGUGCUCAGGCAUCAGCUGAUUCUUUCUUAGCAAAUGCAACAAAAUAUUAAACUUUUUUUACAUUUCACAACAUUUUUCAUGUCUUUUCUCCUCCUUCUUCAUCUCCUUUCUCUCCUCUUUCACUUGUCUCCUUCUCUUCAUCCUCCUCUUCGUGUUUCUCCUUCUUCUUGUCAUCCUUAGCAGCCAGCUAACGAUUGGCUACCCUUGAUGUGGGGGGGCAGGGGACAGUCAAAGGUAUAUUUGUCUAGAGGUGACUAAUGUUCUCCUGG